GAAACGAUGGAGGGAACAACUCUAUAAUUACUAUAUUCAGCGAAACUACAUCCAAACGACGCAAGGGUACAUUAACCUAUCGGAAAACCAAAAAGAAGACCAAGCCAGACUUGUCCGCGGUCAAUGACGAAGUAAGCUCCGUCCUGAGAUUGAUCAGGUAUUCGUUAGUAGUCAGGGGUGGUAAGAUUCGGACUAUAUCAGAUCUGUAUACGGACGGACAAUGCGGGGGUCAGAAGUCAUGGUAGAGCACCCAAGGACUGAGACCAUGACUCAGACCGACAAUGAGAGUUCCAUUAGCACUAGCGAGCCGCAAUCAAUUGCGAUCCUAACGGGAGAUGUCCACUCAGCCAGACACUCAACCACUGAUGGUAAACCCCCGGGGUCUUCUCCCGCAGAACAACCCGUAGGACAACCAAGACGCUCAAGGGUUCAAAAUCCGACCGUUCUGAAAAAGGGGAAAGGGGUGGGAGGGAAGGGGAGGGACAACCCGUCACCCCGGCAAGCUUCACAUGCAUGGACUGCUGGGAAGCUUUGGUUUGAAAUGUUUGAAAUGUCUCUCAAUCAGGUUGUAGACUAUGGGCGGAUCCUACAAUGUAUGACAAACACAGUCAUAGUUGUGCCGGAGCUUUCCCCUCCCUCCCUCUCUCCCUUGUGGCUCACGGCCAUGGGUUUCACCGGCGAAAUGCACAGUACAAUCCACUAUUAGGUAUUGAGCAUCAUCUUCUUGGGGGUUGCUCGGCAGGCAUGGAGGCCACGCAAACCACCAAGCAGAACAGUUGUUGCAGCCUAACGUUCUGGGCAUGGCAGCCAAGGCUCGGUUCGAUCUCCUGGCGGGAUUGAAUGGACCAACAGGACUGGUUUG
Aspergillus uvarum CBS 121591 is the source of this 862-nucleotide messenger RNA. RefSeq lists its product as uncharacterized. Bases 221 to 706 code for a protein of 161 amino acids. The record is from RefSeq and is a predicted model, not a curated record. Lineage: Eukaryota; Fungi; Ascomycota; Eurotiomycetes; Eurotiales; Aspergillaceae. The transcript has a single exon.